Molecule: messenger RNA, 2342 nt
Organism: Alosa alosa (allis shad)
Lineage: Eukaryota; Metazoa; Chordata; Actinopteri; Clupeiformes; Clupeidae
Gene: tspan14
Product: tetraspanin 14
Exons: 9
Coding region: 276-1094 (272 amino acids)
Biological process (GO): regulation of vascular endothelial growth factor signaling pathway; protein maturation; protein localization to plasma membrane
Cellular component (GO): membrane
Source: RefSeq, a predicted model, not a curated record
CAACAUCGAACUCCUCCAGGAAGUGAAUUGUCAGAAGUGUCUGUGGUUUCACCUAGAACUAAUCUAGCUAUAUCCGGACAAACUGUUCCACCAAGUAGCCAGUCAUUGAUACAAAUUCCGUUGAACAUAAUAUAGAAAAUCAAUUUUCUUGGAUUAAGGCUUCGCAUUGUUGGAGAUUUCCACCCUUUCUACCCUUCCGCUCCAUUUCACGAUACUGGCCAAAUGGCGGGACUUUAACAGUAACUUUCUGUGCAUUGACAAAACAAGACAGGAAAAUGCAUUACUACCGCUAUGAGAGUGCUGAAGUCAGCUGCUGUUACAAAUACCUUAUGUUCAGCUAUAAUAUUGUAUUUUGGCUGGCAGGGGCUCUCUUCAUUUGUGCUGGAUUUUGGGCCUGGAGUGAAAAGGGAGUGCUGUUGGACCUGACACAGGUGACCAGGCAGCAUGGCUUCGAUCCAGUGUGGGUGGUGCUGUUAGUUGGUACAGUUACCUUCAUCCUGGGUUUUGCAGGCUGUGUCGGGGCACUGAGGGAAAACAUAUGCCUCCUUAAGUUUUUUUCAGGAAUCAUUGUCUUAAUCUUCUUCCUGGAGCUAACAGUGGCAGUGCUUGCAUUUAUGUUCCAAGACUAUGUGAGGGAGUGGGUCAAUGAUUUAUUUCUCCAGAAUGUCAAAGCCUACCGUGAAGACAUAGACCUUCAGAAUCUGAUUGAUUCAUUGCAACGAGUGAACCAUUGCUGUGGUGCCAAGGACCCCAAUGACUGGAAUCUAAAUGUUUACUUCAACUGUAGCCAGGCGAAUAGUCAGCAGAAGAGCAGGGAAAGCUGUGGAGUCCCUUUCUCUUGUUGUGUUAGUGACCCUGCUGAUAAUGUUGUGAACACGCAGUGUGGCUAUGAUGUCAGGUCCUCUGGAACACUGACUAAAUGGGCAGAAACCAUCUACAUUAAGGGUUGCAUUACAGCUCUGGAAGACUGGCUGCCAAGGAAUAUCUACAUUGUAGCUGGAGUCUUUAUGGUCAUUUCUCUGCUACAGAUGGUGGGCAUAUACUUGUCACGGACUUUAAUUGGAGACAUUGAGAAGGUCAAGUUGAGCUAUUAAUGUAUCUAAAGUGGAGAAGAAGGAAGAAAUUAUGGCCAUGGGACUUGUGAAGCUUAAGUUGGAUGCCCUCAUCUUUAAUGUCCCUUUUCCAUGAUUGAUAUCCGAGGGACCACAAAGGAGAUUUUUGGCUUUUGUCUGGGUAUUGUGUUUCCAUGCAUUCAUAUUUUAAGGUAAUCUUGGAUUUUUAGAUUAUUUUACAGAUGAGACAGAUAAUAUCAUGAUUUUGUCCUGCUGACAGCAAGCAUAAAAAAUUCAAAGAUCAAUACAAUUUCACUUUGAAGUGUGUACAUAAUUGUGAGUCAUUUCCAUGAAAUCAUUGUUAUUCCAAAAUCUUUGUUUGCUUGUUUCUUUUUCAUUCAGAUAUCAACACGGGCUCUUAGCUUGUUAUAAUUUUGUGUUUGGAUGUUUAGGCUCCUGUUGAGUAGCACUAUGCAAGUGUUUGUUUAAAAUUAGUGAUCUAGCUAUCUAAAAUGCAUGCAGAAUCCUUGCAAACACCAAACAUAGACUUAUUGGCACUGCUGUAAGCAUGAUAACAUGCAACUGGUGUCUUUUGGUGGUAUAAUCAAAAAUGUCGGGAUGUGAAAGGUUUUCUUUCUUUUUUGCACUGUGCUCCACACAAGAACACAAAACUGCACAGUGCAUAUCCUAGAAGGCUGGUGGGAACAGCACAGGUUGACUGGUAUUUAGCAGACAGGUUUACUCAAAGCAACAAAGACUCGCAAUGCCGGGUUUGAGAAUUAAACCUGGGCCAACCAAUUAAUUGCCAGACGGUGACGUUACUGCUGCUCCACCACAAAGCAGUUGAUCUGUUCUUAACAUGAAACUGAGAGUUUCCUCUCGCAGGUGGACCAUCCCUUUCUUAACAAUUACAGCUUUGUCUUUUCUGAGCUUAAGACAAGAGUAAGAGUAAGAGUUAAGAGUAAGACUUAAGCAAUAUGACACGAGUGGGGGGUGAGGUUGGUAAAGGAUAUCGCCUCAGCCGUACAAUAGGCCAGUCAAUCUAGCCCAAAAAGACAAAAAAUUUGCAACAGAAAUGCUUCAUAGUUUUUAUUGGUCCUAAUACCCUCCUGAAUCAUAUACUAAAAGUCUUCCGCCGAAGAUGGAGUGGAACAUAUUUUUAUUUUAGAUAGGCCAAAGUUCUGCCCAACAUUCUAAGUAAUAGGGAAAAAAAUAAAUUAAUAGCUAUCACUAUGAAACUUCUCCAGUUGAUUAGUGACAUCAAACCAAAUAAAAAAUGUAUUACAAGUG